Messenger RNA from Sitophilus oryzae (rice weevil), 901 nucleotides. Its product is annotated as oleosin-B4-like. NCBI's taxonomy places the organism in Eukaryota, Metazoa, Arthropoda, Insecta, Coleoptera, Curculionidae. Bases 182 to 886 code for a protein of 234 amino acids. The record is from RefSeq and is a predicted model, not a curated record. The transcript has 5 exons.
AUCAGUAAUGAUAAAGCUUAUCUUCUGAUUAUACGUUAAUAGAUUUAAAUAUUAUGAUAAAAACGCUACCUGUUAGUUCACCAGAAAUUUGAGUUAGAAUAAGUAAUUUCUAAAACAAAUAUUCUUCAAAAAGGUUUUAGCCUCUCAUACGAUCUGUGCAGUAAAACUCUUCAUUUCCGUUAUGAAAGUAGCGCCAAUUCUGCUGUUAGUGCUAUGUCUGGCGAUAAUUGCAGUAUCGUCAGCCACAAAAAGCAGUGAAUCAGCUUCCAAGGAUGAAGGAAAACAAGGAAAAGUAAUCAAACACUCAAACCACAAAGCCUCAAAAGGCUCAGGCAAAAGCUCGAAACACGACUCAGAAUCAAGUAACCAUGGCAGCAAAAGUUCGGAGAAUCACAAGGUUCAAGACGUAGAAGGUGGCGGUAAGAAGCACAAGCAUCAUGAAGCGGAUCAUCACGCUAAAUCGCAUCAAGAGCAAGGUGGCGGUGAACAUGGAGCGAAGUUCUUAGAAGCAGAGAAAAAGAAGAAGGAGAGAUUCGAGAAGGGUUUUGCGGAAAAAUAUCACAAGGAUGAACUUAGUGCUCAUGACAGCUUCUUCAGCAAUGGAGAGAAAACAGGAACUUACAAUGUUUUUGGCAAAAAAUCUGCCAAAUAUGGUUCAGGAACCGUUCACAAGCAAUCUGCAGGAGCUUUUAAGAACUUAAAAUCCGAAGCAAAACAUGGCAAGACCGGCAAAAAAGUUGGCGGACAUCACAAAUCAGGAAAGAAAGCCUACAAAACGCAAGGCGGUAACAAAAGCCAUUAUGCCCACAAGGACAAGCAUGCGAAAAAAGGCGGCAAAAAAGGAGGAAAACAGUACAAAUACUCCCAUGGUCACAAAACGAAAUAAAAAAUAAAAAGAAAA